Chondrus crispus (carragheen) is the source of this 165-nucleotide messenger RNA. RefSeq lists its product as hypothetical. Bases 1 to 165 code for a protein of 54 amino acids. The transcript has a single exon. The record is from RefSeq and is a predicted model, not a curated record. Lineage: Eukaryota; Rhodophyta; Florideophyceae; Gigartinales; Gigartinaceae.
AUGCCCCUCUCCGCAAAAAAAGUAGCCGGCACAUCUUUUCUAUGUGUCGCGCGCAGUUGCGUCAGUGUGCGGGGAAUAGUGUCGUCCAACGUAGAGACUGCGCGUAGCGAGACCAGCAAACAAAACUGGAGGCGGAACAGGCACAUACGAUAUCAGUCGUUGUAG